Molecule: messenger RNA, 2045 nt
Organism: Suillus subalutaceus
Lineage: Eukaryota; Fungi; Basidiomycota; Agaricomycetes; Boletales; Suillaceae
Exons: 10
Coding region: 248-1828 (526 amino acids)
Biological process (GO): ketone body catabolic process
Molecular function (GO): succinyl-CoA:3-oxo-acid CoA-transferase activity
Source: RefSeq, a predicted model, not a curated record
GAACCAUCAAGUUUCAGUGACUUGAAUGUUUCACUCAUGAAUCAUGAUAGCACGGAAAUACGUGUUCCUGAGGCUGCCCGCAUGAGGACUUUGCUGGGCUUUGUGAUUGUCCUUUGGCUCCACAGGUGGAAUACUGUGGAGUACCGACGCGUCGGGACAACUUGUGACAUGGAAUAUUGGCAUUCGGCCGGUCAACCACAACCAAAUUCCUCUGAUUCUUUGUCCUGGAACCUGAAGCCUGGCACCUAUGGGUCCUGCUCUCCUCCUUCCUACGCAUAGUACGCAGAUUUUUCGACGAUGCAAGGGUCUGACAUCCUUCCGGUUGUGUAUAAGACAUUAUGCGACGCAGCCUGAGUCUGCUGCACUCCGGCGGAAGAAAGUAUGGGCAUCUGCAGAUGCUGCUGUGCAAGAUGUGAAGUCUGGGGACAUCGUGCUGAGCGGAGGGUUCGGCUUGUGUGGUACUCCUGAGACUUUGAUCACUGCUCUUUCACGACGAAAUGACGUGCGCGGUUUGACUGCUGUGUCAAACAAUGCUGGUUCAAGUGAGUUGGGUCUAGUCAAGCUAAUGAAGAGUGGACAACUUGACAAGCUCAUAAUAUCAUACCUGGGCGGAAACAAAUACCUUGAGCGGAUGUACCUUGAUGGAAAGAUGUCCCUCGAACUGGUCCCGCAAGGUACCCUCGUUGAACGGAUGCGCGCGCACGGCGCUGGCAUUCCCGCCUUCUUCACACCCACAGGUGCCUCCACGACUGUUGAAACUGGCGGCAUUCCCAUCAGAUUCAAAACAGGCGGCUUCAAAGAAGGUAUUUUUAUACCUGGAAACAAAAAGGAAUAUCGAGAAUUCAAUGGUAAACGGUACAUCAUGGAGCCUGCCAUCGCUGGUGACGUCGCGUUCAUCCACGCCUGGAAAGCAGACGAGGCAGGCAACCUCAUGUUCCGACAUGUCGCAAACAAUUACAAUAACGCCAUGGCGAGGAAUGCGCAGUUAGUUAUCGCAGAGGCGGAGGAGAUUGUUCCCAUUGGCUCCUUGCCACCAAACGCUGUCCACGUUCCAGGAAUAUUUGUUGACCGUGUUGUGCAGGCCACUGAGCCAAAAGGUUUUGAUAUCAUUGCCACUGCUCCGCCACCCGGAACUACUGGUGGCUCCUCACCUGAGGAACUCCUGGAAAAAAGCACACGGCGCAGAAUAGCAAAGCGCGCGGCACAGGAGCUCAGAGAUGGCUUUUACGUGAACCUUGGUGUCGGUAUUCCCACUCUCGUCUCGGAGUAUCUCCGACCAGGCGUCAAGAUCUGGCUGCAAAGUGAAAAUGGCAUUCUGGGAAUGGGUCCGUUCCCUACCGAGGACCAAAUCGAUCCGGAUAUCACGAAUGCUGGAAAGGAGACGGUCACUUUAUUGCCGGGCGCUUCGAUCUUUGAUUCGACUGAUUCGUUUGGUAUGAUCCGGGGUGGUCACAUGGACGUCGCCAUCCUUGGUGCUAUGCAAGUAUCGGAGGCCGGCGACAUUGCAAACUUCAUGAUUCCAGGCAAGCUUGUGAAGGGCAUUGGAGGAGCCAUGGACCUGGUGUCAAAUCCUGAGAAGACGAAGGUCAUUGUGGCCAUGGAACACUGUGCAAAAGAUGGAGGUCCAAAAAUCAUGCAGGAAUGCUCGUUGCCGCUGACCGGUGCACGGGCGGUCAGUCAGAUUAUUACCGAACUCGCUGUGUUCAACGUUGACCGGUCUGGUGGCUUCCUGACGCUCAUGGAAGUAGCCAAGGGUGUGACGGUGGAGGAAGUACGAGCGAAGACCGCUUGUGACUUCAAGGUCUCUGACAAUCUUGGGCAGAUGUAAGCUCGUAUUGAUGGUAGUACACGAUACCGUAUGGAUGAGCAGGCUUGUUUCCUCGAUGUCUAAUGAUAUCAAUCACACGCUAAUUCCGUUUUACACGGCUAUCCAAGUAGGCGUCUUUCGGUACAGUUGAAUUUUUACAUAUAUUUGGGGAUCGAUUGCUGUAAUACCAGGCCGUCGCUUCGCAUUGCGCCGCAGUAAUAGAUAUUUUAAACAGGAA